UUUACAGAUCAUAACCGAACUGAUGAUACAGAGAAGGAAGACUACCAUACUCAGGUCUGGUAUGGAUUUCUGGUCCGGGUCGGAUUGGAUUUAAUACAGAUUGGAUUUGGUAAUUGGAUUUAAUACAGUUUCCCAAAAAUCACACUAUGAAAGGAAAAAAAACAUACAAUCAGGGAAAAAACAGAGACAUUGGAACAAUGAUAGUCAGUCCAGAUCCAACUCCUGCAACACCAAAAGACUGAAAAAAAAUGAAUAUACUACAUCAAAAACUUCAUCUUGAAGUCAGAGAACUCAAUAAACUGAAAGCUGCAGAUGUUCUUCAGAUAACUGAACAUUCAAUACAGUCUGAUUCAAUAAUCUUGUGCUGAAGAGGAGCUGGUUCAGACUUUCAUACAUAAACUACUGACACAUAACUAUAGAGCAAGAUACAUCAAAACUAAAGUGAACAAUGAGCAAGACCAAACAAUUCAAAGAGGCAGUGACUCAUCUGAAGAUAAGAGUGAUAUUUUUGAUGUUGUUCUUAAAAACAACGAAUCAAGUCAAUCUGAACAAAUUCAUCCAAUGGAUCUUCAGAUGGCCGUGUUUCAUUGUGCUGAUGGUUUCCUGAAGCAGCUGAUGGUGACUAAACUGUCCCAGUGUCAGUACGCUCUGCCUCUGCUUGUUGCUGAUCAAGACAAACAACAGAUUGAGUUUCUUCUCUGGACAUUCAGACAAAUCAACAAGAGCUGGAAGAUCAGAAACACCAACAAUGAAAUCAUCAGUCAAACCCAGCCGAUCUACAAGGCAGAAACUCCAAUGGUGUCUUUCUUCAGGUUUGGCUCUGUGUCUUCAUCCAAGUCUGAGCUGAUGAACAGUCUGAUCAAUGAGAAACACAACACGUUCUUCCACAGGAACUGCCCAGGCAGCAGCAAAACCAGAGAACUGAUGGAUGGAGUGGUGGAGAUCGCCUGGUUCUGCCCAUCUGGAUCAUAUGAUGAUAAAUUCACUGACUGUGUUGCGUUCUGUAAUCUACACGGUGAUGCAGGAGACCAUGAGAAACAGCUGAAGAUCCUCACUGAAAUGGCCUCAGUCAAUGUUGUUCUUCUUCCACGACUUCAGAAGAAUGAAAGAAGUGCAACAAUAAUCCAAAGUCUGUACAGGAACAGAAAGCCACUUAUUUGUCUUUUUACUGAGGAUGAAUCUACUCUAACUGAGAUGAAGAAAGGAAAAUUCAAAAUUGGUUUGAAAGACAGAAAUCAGUCAGAUGUAUCUGAAGAGCUCAGAAGAGCUAUAAAUGAUUGUCUCUCAGAAUCAUCUUCCACUUUCAGACUUGAAGAUGUGUCCAAACACUCAGACAUCAGAGUAGAUGAGGAAGAUGAUGAUGACUGCAGAAGAGGAAGAGAAGCAGCACAGCAGAUGAUGAGUUUACUGGAGAAGAAAGAUCUGACAGAAAUCAAAGAAUCAUUUCUGCCUCAUCAGGGGAAACUGUGGCAUCAGUGGUGUCAGAAGAACAAAGAACUACAUCGACCUCAAACGGGUGAGACAGAAAUGGACAUCAGUAGAAAACAAACAGACAUGAAGAAGAUCCGUCAACAACAGCAUGAAUCUCACAUCAGUGAGUUUAUGAAGCUCUUCAUUAAAGAAAUGAGCUCAGAAGCUGCAAAUAAGAAAAUGUUUUUCCUAAAAUGGCUCAGAAUCCUCCUGGAUGAAUAUACAUCUGCUGACCUUUCUGAUCUACAUUACAAGUAUGAUAAAAAGUGGUCAACAGUCAUGAAAUUGAAAGAGAAUCAUGAUAAAUCUGAACAAAUUAAAGCUGAACAAACUGAACUUGAGAGAAUAUCUGAGGAACUUCAAGCUGCAGCCUUUGGUUUGGAGCACAUCAUGAGGGAGAUCGGUCAGAUCUAUGAAUCAUGUGAAUCUCUGAAGAAGGACAAGGAAGAUCUGCAGGUUCACUUCUCUUCUCUCCCGAGUCUUGCAGCAGAGAUGAUGAUCUCUGGAUUUCCAUUGGAGCUGAUGGAUGGAGAUGCUGCUCAUGUUCCUGUGAUCUGGAUCUCUGCUGUUAUAGAUGAACUCAUUCAGAAACUGGGAGACCAGAGAGUCUUUGUGCUGUCAGUUUUAGGGCUUCAGAGCUCUGGGAAAUCCACCAUGCUGAAUGCCAUGUUUGGACUCCAGUUUGCCGUCAGUGCUGGCAGGUGCACCAGAGGAGCUUUCAUGCAGCUGGUCAGAGUGUCAGAUGAGAUGAAAACACAGAUUAACUUUGACUAUAUUCUGGUUGUUGAUACUGAGGGUCUUCGUGCUCUAGAACUGGCUGGAAGAUCAACAAGACAUCAUGACAAUGAAUUGGCCACAUUUGUUGUUGGUCUUGCGAAUCUGACAUUGAUCAACAUCUUUGGUGAAAACCCAUCUGAGAUGCAGGACAUUCUUCAGAUUGUUGUUCAGGCAUUCCUGAGGAUGAAGAAGGUCAGACUGAAUCCCAGCUGUGUGUUUGUGCAUCAGAAUGUUUCAGACAUCACAGCAGGAAAGAAAAACAUGGAGGGAAGGAGACGACUGCAGGAGAAACUGGAUGAGAUGACAAAACUCGCUGCUGAAGAUGAAGUUUAUGAUGCAGAAUGUUUCAGUGAUGUCAUUAGAUUUGAUGUUCAUAAAGAUGUGAAGUAUUUUGCUCAGCUCUGGGAGGGAAACCCACCCAUGGCACCACCAAACCCAGAUUACUCUGAGAAUAUUCAAGGACUAAAGGAAACUAUUAUAUCUCAUGCCUCAAAAUCAGAUGGAAUGAAGAUGAAAGACUCAAAAGAUUGUAUUAAAGAUCUUUGGGAGGCUUUACUGAAUGAACAAUUUGUCUUCAGUUUGAGAAAUUCCCAAAAGAUAUCAGCCUACAAGAAACUGGAGACAGAAUACAGCAAGCGGCCCUUGAGGCUUUGCAGUGCCAUGAUGGAAACUGAGAACAAACUACACAAUAAAAUAGAAAAUGAUGCAAUUAAUAAGGUUGAGGAAACUGAUCUUCAAACAGACCUGGAGAAGACAACUGAAGAAGAGGAAAAAUCAUGGUCUACAUUUGAAACCAAAGGCCUUCAAGAAAACAUUGUGAGAGAAACAGAGAGGAAAUUAAAUGAGAUUCCUCAGCAGCAAAAGCAGAAGAAAAACACUGAUACUCAGAGGACACAUCAUAAAAACACUCUCUUUGAAAAGGGCAGAGACCUUGAUCUACAACUCACAGACAAAACUUAUGACGAAGAAACGCUUAAGAAAGAUGACAGCAGUACAGGAAGGGAAGCAGCACAACAGAUGAUGAGUUUACUGGAGAAGAAAGAUCUGACAGAAAUCAAAGAAUCAUUUUUGCCUCAUCAGGGGAAACUGUGGCAUCAGUGGAGUCAGAAGAACAAAGAACUACAUCGACCUCGAGCAGAAGAGACAGAAAUAGAUAUCAUUAGGAAACAAACCGAAAUGAAGAAAAUACGUCAACAACAGCAUGAAUCUCACAUCAGUGAGUUUAUGAAGCUCUUCAUUAAAGAAAUGAGCUCAGAAGCUGCAAAUAAGAAAAUGUUUUUCCUAAAAUGGCUCAGAAUCCUCCUGGAUGAAUAUACAUCAGCUGAUCUUUCUGAUCCUCAUCACAAAUAUGAUGAAAAGUGGUCAAAAGUCUUAAAAGUGAAAGAGAACAAUGAUAAAUCUGAACAAAUCAAAGCUGAACAAACUACACUUGAGAGAAUAUCUGAGGAACUUCAAGCAACAACCUUUGGUUUGGAGCACAUCAUGCGGGAGAUCGGUCAGAUCUAUGAAUCAAGUGAAUCUGUGCAGAAGAACAAGAAAGAUCUGCAGGUUCACUUCUCGUCUCUCCCGAGUCUUGCAGCAGAGAUGAUGAUCUCUGGAUUUCCACUGGAGCUGAUGGAUGGAGAUGCUGCUCAUGUUCCUGUCAUCUGGAUCUCUGCUGUUCUAGAUGAACUCAUCCAGAAACUGGGAGACCAGAGAGUCUUUGUGCUGUCAGUUUUAGGGCUUCAGAGCUCUGGGAAAUCCACCAUGCUGAAUGCCAUGUUUGGACUCCAGUUUGCCGUCAGUGCUGGCAGGUGCACCAGAGGAGCUUUCAUGCAGCUGGUCAGAGUGUCAAAUGAGAUGAAAACACAGAUGAACUUUGACUAUAUUCUGGUUGUUGAUACUGAUGGUCUUUGUGCUCUAGAACUGGCUGGAAGAUCAACAAGACAUCAUGACAAUGAAUUGGCCACAUUUGUUGUUGGUCUUGCAAAUCUGACAUUGAUCAGCAUCUUUGGUGAAAACCUCUCUGAGAUGCAGGACAUUCUUCAGAUUGUUGUUCAGGCCUUCAUGAGGAUGAAGAAGAUCAGACUGAAUCCCAGCUGUGUGUUUGUGCAUCAGAACGUUUCAGAUGUCACAGCUGGAGAUAAAAAUAAAGAGGGAAGGAGACACCUGCAGGAGACACUGGAUGAGAUGACAAAAUUCGCUGCCGAAGAGGAAGUUUAUGAUGCAGGAUGUUUCAGUGAUGUCAUUAGAUUUGAUGUUCAGAAUGAUGUGAAGUAUUUUGCUCAUCUCUGGGAGGGCAGCCCACCCAUGGCACCACCAAACCCAAGCAGCUGUGAGAAUAUUCAAGAACUAAAGAAAUCUAUUAUGUUUCAUGCAAAGUCAGAUGGAAUGAUGCUGAAAGACUUCAAAGAUCGUAUUAAAGAUCUCUGGGAGGCUUUACUGAAUGAACGACUCGUCUUCAGCUUUAGAAAUUCUCUGGAGAUUUCAGCCUACAGGAAACUGGAGACUGAAUACAGCAAGUGGUCCUGGAGGCUUCGUAGUGCCAUGAUGGAAACUGAGAACAAACUACACAACAAAAUAGAAAAUGAAGCAAUUCAUGAGGUUGAGGAAACUGAUCUUCAAAGAGAACUGAAGACAACGAUUGAAAAAGUGAAGAAAUCAAUGUCUGAAUUUUUUGAGAAAGAAACAUAUACAGAUAUACUGAUUCAGUGGAAAACAUCAUUUGAAAUCAAAAUCAAAGAGCUUCAGGAAAACAUUGUGAGAGAAACAAGUAGGAAAUUAAAUGAGAUUCUUCAGCAGCGAGACCUGAAGAAAAACAAUGAUACUCAGAGAAAGCACCAUGAAAAGCCCCUCUCUGAAAAGAGCAAAGAACAUGCCUUAAAAAUCAAAGACAAAACAAAUGCAAUAACACUGAAGAAAAAGACUAAUGCUCAGAGGACACAUCAUGAAAACACUCUCUAUGAAAAGAGCAAAGAACUUGCCUUAAAACUCAAAGACAAAACAAAUGAUGAAGAAACACAGAAAAGAGAGUUUGAUUUGUUUUGGGAUAUUAUUGUGGAUGAGAUCAUCUCAGACAUUCCUUCAAUCAAAGACAUUGACAUAAUGAGAGAUGUAAGAGAGAUCCUCAGUGAUGUAUAUGAGGGGCGUCUCCCUAUAGACCACAUAAAAAAUGACAUUUUCACUGUGUCGAGUUAUUCUGAAUAUGUUAUUUUCAAAAAGUCCACAAAAAGAGGUUUUAAAAAGGCUGUAACCCGUGUUUGGAAAAUAAUUAAAAUAAGAUGUGGAUAUGUUCGAACUCUGUCUCCAGGGAAUAAAGCUGAAAUCAAGUCAUUAGUCACAGAUGUUCAAGAGCAGACAGACAGAAUGAUUGAGUCAUUUGGCAUUUCAAUGAUGGGCUAUAAUGUCAGCUAUAUUCAGCAACUCAUAGAUUACAUCAAGAGCAGAGUAACAGAACAUGAGGAAGGAGCAGUAAAAUAUAAGUUCAAGAAUGAAUUCAUCAGUAAUUUGGUCCUUUCCAUUUGUAUGAGAGCAAACAAGAAGAUCACUGACCAACACAGAGAAGCUAAUGAUCCUGAAAUAUAUGUAGAGAAGAAGAGAGAAGAAUAUUGCAGUAUUUUCAAGAAAUACUGCCAUGGAGCAACAUCAGCUGCCAUUUUUGGUGGGAUCAUCUGUCAGAAACUGAAAGAGCCCAUUGAGCAGAGUGUCUACAAGAAGACUUCCAGAGAUCUGACAGAUGAAAUGAGAUCAAACUGUGAAUCGCUGAAUGGAAGCGGAUCAAAUCUGGAGAAACACAUCCUGAAGACACUGGCAGAAGAGGAGGAUUUUGACAAAUGCAUGAACUACAUUCAUAAUCCCAGAGAUCACUUCAAGAGUUUCAUCAGAGAUGAAGUCAGUCGGUACAUCACUGAUAAGUUCAGUGUCAAUGUUUUACCCAAGAUGAAGGAGAACAUUAAACUCCUGCAGCAGAAGAUCAUGAAAGCAGCACAUGAAUCUACUGAACAUGUUCAAGUGAACAGAGGAGAUGUUGGUUUGUGGCUGAAGAGUUUCACACAGCAGCUCUCAGAUGUGCUGAUCUUCUCUGAAAAAGAUCUCAGUGGAGUGAAACAUGAUGAUGUUGACGAUUUCAAACUCCUAAAGGAUGUGAUAAGACAGGAACUCUCUGCUAUAAUGUCUGAUAUCAGCAGUAGAUUCAACACAAAGACAUUUGAUGAAAAUCUUGACCUCAGGUUCAGACCAGAUGAGCUUCUGAUUGAUCACUUCUGUCAGUGUCAGUUGGGUUCAGUGUCUGUUCUGUAGAGCCACAUGUACCAACACCAUAGAAAAUUAUCAUGAAGAUCACAGUGUACCUUUCCACAGAGUGGGUGGAAUUAACAGCACAUAUUAAGGUUUAAAACAGAAUCUCUGUGCUGAUACUUGUACAAAUUUAGUGGGAAGUGAUCAGUAUUUUUAUAAACCAGAUGGAUGGUUUAAAUAUAAAGAAUACAGCACAGCAGGAGGAGUUUAUGCAGACUUGAGCACCACCCCUGACCUCUCUGAACUGCCCUACUGGAAGUGGUUUGUGUGCAGAUUCCAGAAAGAUCUGGAAAAAUAAUAUAGUAAACAUUUGAGUGGAAGGGUAAGAUUUCAGAUGAAUGGGGAAAAAAACAGAAAAAAGGAUGCUAUUAAGAGUUUGGAUCAGUAUAUCUAAUGGAGAAAAUUUGAUAAAAGAAAGAAUUAAACUCUUACAUCUCCUAUGUUAACAGUAAGAGUUUCUAUUAAACAUCAGAUUCUGAAGUCAUCAAGAUUUCAGCAAAUAUGAGAGGUUGAAGAUUCAACACUCAUACAAGAUAUGCAACAUUUAACAAAACUGAAUUAUGUUCUGAAUUUUUUAGAGGUGUAGAUAUUCAGAUUAUAUGUAGAUAUUCAGAAAAUAAUUGCUUUAAGAUUUCAUAUGAUGAUAUCAAAAUUGAAGAUUACAAAAAGAAUGAAACAAUGUUUUAUCUAAUGCUCCAUUUGCUUGUAUAAAAUGAAACAAAGAAAAAAACGUGUUCCCUCAUGUCUUAUUGAAGUUCUUGACAAAUACUGCAUGCAGGUCAUCAGAUGAAAGACAAAAUGUUCUGAUCACUGUCUAACACAGGGGUUAGGAUUAACACAGUUCUGUAAGAUUAGUCAAUCAAAAGUUUGAUAUGA
Molecule: messenger RNA, 7398 nt
Organism: Ctenopharyngodon idella (grass carp)
Lineage: Eukaryota; Metazoa; Chordata; Actinopteri; Cypriniformes; Xenocyprididae
Product: interferon-induced very large GTPase 1-like
Exons: 4
Coding region: 562-6525 (1987 amino acids)
Molecular function (GO): GTP binding
Source: RefSeq, a predicted model, not a curated record